Messenger RNA from Penicillium taxi, 3198 nucleotides. RefSeq lists its product as uncharacterized. Bases 1 to 3198 code for a protein of 1065 amino acids. Gene Ontology annotation, molecular function: DNA binding; ATP hydrolysis activity; ATP binding. Gene Ontology annotation, cellular component: nucleus. The record is from RefSeq and is a predicted model, not a curated record. Lineage: Eukaryota; Fungi; Ascomycota; Eurotiomycetes; Eurotiales; Aspergillaceae. The transcript is spliced from 2 exons.
AUGGAUACAGCCGUGUCCAAUCCACCGCUAGCUAUGGCUCAGGGCGAGCGACAGACAGUUCACCCCUUCUUCCAACCAGGUAAGGCCCUAAAUUCUAAAUCUACAAUGCAGGAAACUGAUGAUUUGUUCAGGUCGAAGGAGAGCAAUGCCCCAGUGAAUGUCUCUGAAAAGCCUCAGAAAAUUCUCAAAUUGAAUCUCAAUGGGAGACUUCUCAGCUCCCCUCCCCUCGACGCAACACCUGUAUCUCAUCUCGAGAAACGAAAACCUGGCAAACAGGGGAGACUUAAGAAAGUGGAUAGCAAGUUGGUGGUCAUCAAAUAUAGCCUUGAUCCUGGAAGGAAUAUAGGCCAAUUAAUCAAUAAUAUACUUUGCGGUGAUCGGACACAACUCCCUCCUUCACUCCCUGUCAUACCGCCGCCGAAUAUCGUGAAACAGCAAUCAAAGCCGACCCAUCCUUUUUUUGCGAAGAAAUCAUUGAACAAGCCUUCACUCAACGAUUCAGUUGAGCUACUAUCACAAAACCAAGACAAAGACUCGACAGCAUCUAAAAACCCCACAAUAUCUGCUCCAGAGCGCAAGCGUGUACCUGGGACACCUGCACCGUUUUCUUCGUUUAGUCGACCUAAGAAAAAAUUCACUGAACUCUUUCAUCCCAUCUGGCCCCCGCGAGGCUUUAUUCAUGUAACACCUGAUGACUCGAACAUACCCAGAGGCCAGCAGCUGCCAGUCGACCGAGACCACAAGAAAGCCAAACUACGCGCCGUUGAUGUGCGAGAUGACGAGAGCGCAUUCCUCACUAGCACUGCGUCGGCAAUCAAGGCUGCGCAAUUGGACUUGAAUUUGACCGGCAACCCCAAACCCGAGCUUCGUAUUCCCGGAAAACAUAUUGCGAGUGGAGGGGUUUUGGGAAGAGCGAUCGACAGUCAAAUGUCCUGGUCUAUACCAAAUCGCCCCUCAGCUAGCUAUUCGUCGCCUUUAAUCAAAAAGUUUCGUUCAUCUCUACUCUCAUCUGUCUCUGCCUUUGACUGUGGAAAAUACGAAUCGCAACUUUGGACUCAGAAAUAUGCGCCUCAAACGGCUGAAGAUGUUCUACAAGUGGGAUGCGAACUUCAAUUGCUGCGUGACUGGCUAUGCCAGCUCAAAGUUACGGCCGUCGACACGGGCAAGUCAUCUAAGGAAGAUGUAAACCCAAAACCAAAACGCGGCAGGAAGCGUAAGAUUGCGAAGAAAACCGAUGAAUUUGACGAUUUCAUUGUUUCAAGUGGUGAGGAGGCCUCCGAAAUGGAUAAUUUUCCGGGCUCAGAUGAUGAGCUAGCAGGCGAUGUCACUGUAUCUUCACAAAAGACUGUUAUACGAUCUGGAGACAUGGGGUUAUGCAUGCAACAUGGAAUUGAGAAGAGCCUUGCCAAUGCAAUAAUUAUUACUGGCUCACCAGGUUGUGGCAAAACUGCAUCAGUGUAUGCUGUUGCUAAGGAGCUUGACUAUGAAGUUUUCGAAAUUAAUGCUGGUAGUCGUCGCAGUGCCAGAGAUAUGCUGGAGAGAGUCGGUGACAUGACACAGAACCACCUUGUUCAUCUUCUCAAUGAGCCUGAUGAGCCUUUACCCAAGCCUCGGGAAUCUAAGUCCAAUCCCUUGAUGAAUUUCUUCAAAGGCCAGCCAUCCAAGAUCACGAAGACCCCAGAGGAGCCAAAAAAACCGAGCGAGCCUCCAGAAAUCACUACCAAGAAACCUCGAGAACAAAAGCAAUCAUUGAUUCUCAUUGAGGAAGCCGAUAUUUUAUUCGAUGAAGACAAGCAGUUUUGGACUGGAGUAUUGGCACUCAUCAGCCAGUCGCGCCGGCCCAUCGUCAUUACCUGCAACGACGAGAGUCUUCUUCCCGACAUGUCCGUACACGCUAUUUUACGAUAUAAGCCUCCGCCCCUUGACCUUGUUGUCGACUAUCUCUUACUCAUUGCCGCCCAUGAAGGACACGUUCUAAAGCGUAAGGCUGUCAGUCAUCUUUAUAUCAGUUCUGGUAUGAACAUACGACGGUCGUUGAUGGACCUUAACUUUUGGUGCCAGAUAGGUGUUGGUAGUGAGAAAUCAGGCCUUGAUUGGAUACUGCCGCAAUGGCCUCCAGGAUCAACCGUCGAUCAGAAUGGAGAUCGGGUGAGAGUUCUCAGUCUCAACACAUACGAUGAGCAUAUGGGUUGGUUCAAUCGCGAUCUAUUCAUGGGCGAAAAUGCACUGCAAAAAGAGAUUGAAGCUCUCCGAAAUGGGUUUCAUUGGUGGAGACUCAAGAUUCAAGAUUUCGAUGAUGUCGCUGGUGGUUGCGAUGUGGAGAGAUUAUCUUCGGAGGAAUUUCAGUCGAGUUCAAAGCAGGAGCAAUUUAACAUGCUAGAACGUGAAGAAGAUUACUUGGAUAUGAGGAGCGCACUCGACAUCCUUUCCUCUGGGUGCUCUCUCGACACGGCGGAGGUGAGAAUAUACCCGAUUGACCGACUAGACCUCGACCUAACCUUAUCGCAGGAUAUAUUUGACACUAGUCUCCCACCAAUGCUAGAAUCACAUCGAUCUAAUUAUAUUGAGGCUCAUCCCCUCCUUCAAGCUGAUCUGCUACCAGAGUAUUCAUCAUUGAGUGAGGACAUCAGCAUCGCAUUUGACGCCUUGCUCUCUCAAACCUUCCGUGCAAAAACCGAAGACCUCGAAUCAAGUUUUGUGACGCGAAUCUUCAAUGGCUGGACCAAAGACUCUGCUCGUCGCUCUAUCUACCCGUCCAACAAAGCUCAGUUCCAAAAGGUGUUUGAACCAAUAAUGCGAGCGCACUACAUCAUGCCACUACAAACCUCAUUCGAGAACGGAUUUGGCCCAAUCACUGAAGAUCUUGCACCUUAUAUCCGUGGCAUAAUGGUAUUUGACGGUCGUCUAAAGGUAUAUCGAGACAACUUGCAUGCAGCAUGGUCACAAGAGCAGGGCACUGGUCAUAAAGAUAAGCGUGCAAGAACUACACGCGCCAGUAGGGCUGCUCUUGAAGGGAGUGACAAAGCUUUCACGCGUCGGGAAAGAUGGUUUCCCGAUGGUACCAAUUACUUCCUCGUCCUGGGUACUGGAAUGCCAGAGUGGCAGCAAGCCCUAUUUGAUAUGGGCCAUUUCACUGUGCAGCCUGCUAUUUCAACGCCUGUCCCCGAUGAUAACCCGAGUCUUAUUUUAGUAGCAUAG